Molecule: messenger RNA, 1248 nt
Organism: Trichophyton rubrum CBS 118892
Lineage: Eukaryota; Fungi; Ascomycota; Eurotiomycetes; Onygenales; Arthrodermataceae
Exons: 1
Coding region: 1-1248 (415 amino acids)
Molecular function (GO): hydrolase activity
Source: RefSeq, a predicted model, not a curated record
AUGACAGUUACAUAUGCGGCCUCCUCGGAAUCCACGCCGCAGCCGCGUUUUAGGCCAACGGUUAUCAUCCACGGCGGUGCGGGGAAUAUCGUACGCUCCAGGAUCCCUCCAGAGUUAUACGAAAGAUAUCGAGCGUCCCUAUUGAAAUACCUUCAUUCGACCGUUACUCUCCUCAACGGUGAGAAGGAAGAAGAAGAUGGGACCAAGAAGAAUAUUACGCCAUACUCUGCUAUUGACGCAGCCGUACAUGCAGUGUCAUUGCUAGAAGAUGACGAACUAUAUAACUGUGGACGGGGAAGCGUGUUUACGCUUACUGGCACUCAUGAGAUGGAAGCUUCUGUGAUGGUCUGCUCACUCCUCCCUGAAACUCAGGGUUGCGAAGAUGUAAAGCGGGCACUGAUUAAGCGUGGUGCCGGGGUCAUGAUGCUAAAAAACGUUCGCCAUCCAGUACAAUUAGCGAGGGAAGUCCUUCUGCGAAAUGACGUUGAAGGCCACAGGGGUAAUGGCGAGAGUAUGCAUUCUCACCUCUGUGGUCCGUAUGUGGAAUCCCUCGCGAAGGAAUGGGGGUUGGAAUCCAAACCCGACGAAUGGUUUUUUACGCAGAAACGAUGGGACGAGCAUAUGAAAGGACUAGGUAAAGGAGCUUCAAUUGACCAUGACACUUUGCCUAAAGCGGGAGAAGAUAUCUCGAAGUAUCUCAGUCAAGGAACGGUUGGAUGUGUAUGCCUUGACCAAUGGGGGAACAUUGCUGCUGCCACAAGCACAGGAGGGCUGACCAACAAACUGCCCGGGCGGAUUGGCGAUACCCCAACGCUUGGGACCGGAUACUGGGCUGAGGCCUGGGACGUUCCCAGCUCGUCAACUCGCCGGGCUCUCGGACUGUCUUGCACCGGCAACGGCGACUCGUUCGUCCGUGUAGCCGCUGCUCACUCGGCCGCCUCACUGUUGAAGCUGGGUGCAAAGAAUUCGCUUGCAGAUGCUAUUACUGCCAUUGCUGGACCUGGCGGAGAACUUCAGCGCUCAGCAGGCUCUAGGUGGGGAGUGACCGGAGAAGGUUCGGGGGGAAUCAUUGGCAUCGAAGCCGAAGUGCCACACGAUGCCGAGAAGCAUCAGAGCGAGGAGCCGAUUAAGGGAAAAGCAGUAUUUGACUUCAACCGUGGCGGCAUGCUUCGAGCCUGGACUGAGGAAGAUGCUGAUGGUGUCCUAAGGGAGAGAAUGAUGGCGUUCAGAGAUGAGUACUACUCUUAA